CCUUUUUGAAAAGGAACCGAGCGAGUUCCAACACAACGGCUGCCUGAUCUCUCACCACGUUGCUUAGCUCAAUUCAAGCUUCUCAUUGGCUUCCACUAGUGUUACCACUGUGAUCAGGUACCUCCUCCAUCCUGGCUUGGAUCGAGUGGCCAGGCGAGCUGCCAGGGGUUCGCGGCCAUCGCUACCACUCUAGGGGCGUUGAUUGGCGCCUCUUCAAUGGACAUCGCCAAUUGGAGGAGAGAGAGUGACAUAUAUGACGAGAAUGCCCAUUCCCGAUCGUGUUGUACAUUCUGCUUCUUCUUCUUGUCUCUCUUCUUGUGAUUCAUCCUGCUCCGUUUCCUCUUUUCAUAAUAACGUCCAAUCCAACCACCAAAACACCAUCAUCACCACCACAAACACCGCAAACAUGAAGGUCACCGCUGCCCUUUUCUCCCUCGCUUUCGCCAGCUUCGCUGCUGCCCAGGACCUUGGUAACCUCCCACCUUGCGCUACCGAAUGUGCCACCCCUUACCUCACCAACGGCAUCGGUAACUGCGGUCGCGACCCCAAGUGCAUCUGCACGGACGAGACCUUCAUCAAGGACAUCCAAUGCUGCCUUCUGUCGAAGUGCUCGGCCAGCGAGCUUGAUGCUGCCGCCGGUUUCGCUUCCACCUUCUGCAAGAACAACGGUGCCACAAACUUCCCUACCAAGGCCACCUGCGCGACCGUCGCUGCCACCGCCACCACCGGUGGCAGCGCUUCCGCUACCGCCGUCGUCACCACCGGUACCGGUACCGCUGCUGCCACUACUGUCACUGGUUCCAACAGCGCCGCCUUGUCCUCGGCCGUUAGCAGCAUUGAGAGCGCUGCCAGCAGCGCGGCUACCAGCACUCACACCAGCAACCCCGGCCCCAGACAGACUGCCGCUGCCGGUCUUGGUGCCAUUGGUGGCCUCAUGGCUGCCGUUGCCCUCCUUUAAGAGGUGAUUAGGGUUUGGGAAAUACUGUAUAAUGUAAUGGUCAUGAUGAAGUGACGGGCCUUGGAUAUGCAUGAAGCAAAAGAUAUGAUAUAAUGAAAUGUUAAUACCACGGCAACUUCGAUCAAGUACCGCUAUACAAUGCUUGUGUAACCCCUCACUCAUCGAGCGAGCAAGCUUGAAGUCAACCCCCUCCCCACGUGUGCUGUCGGUUAAAUCGGCUGCUUGUCCUUGUAGGAUCGUAGGACGGCAACUGAUAUGAAGAAACCAAUGAUAACUGGCAACAAAAAUACACCAGGAGCUCAGUGCAGUCGCACAACCAACAGCCCUGCACCUCGACUUGUACGAAGCCUCAGACGUAAUAGCAAAUAAAAAGGGGUAUCAAGUAUAAAUGUAGCGCACCAUAAUGAAAGCACGCUCGCCAACUCGCAACAUCUCCUGAGCCGUGAUCCACUUCUUAUCCCAUCCUCGGGCUUUCACCACCCACGGCCUCACCCCCGUUUGUGUCCUGAACUCAAGGCCCCCUCCGCAUUAUAACCCUCCCAUUACUUCAACCGCCACUACCAUCCAAUCUACCUCCCACUUCACUGCGUCUUCCCCCCAAUCUUCCUAAUCACCACCCUUCCAUUGUUCAUUUCCCACCCGACCCCAAAUCGCUCCACCAUGUCCUCCCACUUCAUCCCCAUCGUCUCCUCCAAAUACUCCACCCCCACACUCAGAUACGCCCUCCCAAACGCCUUCAGGACAUGUCCUCUCAUCCCCGGCUCCGCAAACUCCAUCAACUUGACUCUGUACCCAUCCACAGCUCUCUUGGUCCGUCUCCAACUCACCCAAUCAUCCGUCACCAGCGCUUUCAGCGUAGCAUCCACUUUGGGGUCUCUCAGUUUAUACCGAUUCCUCAACGCAUACGCCUCGGCCAGGUCUCCCCGGCGACAGGCUGUGUCCAGCACAAGAUACGAGACAACCUCGUGGUAUUCGACGGACGUCAAAGGAUGCGUGGGAGAGCGGUGAAUGACGCGCAGGAGGUAGAGAAGAGAAGGGAGGUAGGUCUCGAAGGAGGAAGAGAGAAUGCCGAGGCGCACGGCGAAAAGGUAGACUUGUGCGGUGAAGUCGUCGAGGCGUGAGGAGGCGACGAGGGCUUCACGGAGUUUGCGGAGGGCGGAGAGGAUCUGGGAGAGGUCGGAGGGUGGGGGAAGUUGGGGUGUGGAAGCUUCGUGGGAGUGGGACGAGGAGGAGGAUGGCGGUGUUGAUGUUGAGCCGGCUGGGAGAAGCGGUGUCGACGUGUUAGUGCUGGUGGUCUCGCCGACGGCUAGACGGGAGAACUGCU
Neurospora crassa OR74A is the source of this 2282-nucleotide messenger RNA. RefSeq lists its product as hypothetical. The transcript has 3 exons. The record is from RefSeq and is a predicted model, not a curated record. Bases 254 to 958 code for a protein of 234 amino acids. NCBI's taxonomy places the organism in Eukaryota, Fungi, Ascomycota, Sordariomycetes, Sordariales, Sordariaceae.